GCGCGGUGCCCGGGGGCGGCCUCGAGCACCGCCCCCCGCCGGCUGCCCACGCCGCGCUCCGCCCUGGACGCCGCCGGUCCCAGCACGGGGGUGCAGCGGCGGGGAGGGUGCGAGCGGGCCCGGCUCAGCCUGAUUUACGGCUCUGCUGAAAACCGCUUCGCUCCCGCAGCAUCAGCAUCGGGGGCGGCAGCGGCGGCGGUGGCUGCAGCAACAAGUCGGGACUUUCAGAGUAAUGCAACAGAAGGCUUUGGAGGAAAGCAGAUAUCCUUGGCAGGAGUCCUUUGAGAAUGUUGCUGUUUGCCUGCCAUUCCGCUGCCCGAGGUGUGGAGACCACACCAGAUUUAGAAGCUUGUCGUCGCUGAGGGCCCAUCUGGAAUUCAGUCACAGUUACGAAGAGAGAACCCUCCUGACAAAAUGCAGCUUCUUCCCAUCUCUCAAAGACACAGACCUCGUCACCACAGAACUCCUGAAACCCGGGAAACUGCAGAGCGGCGGGCCCGGGGCAAAGCAGAGACCAGGCUAUGUUAACUUGUACAGCAUUUCGCACGAACACUCUAAGGACCGGAAGCCGUUUGAGGUGGCGGCGGAGAGGCCUGUGUCCUACGUGCGGACCUACACCGCGGUGGACCUACGCACUGACUCGGUGGAUGGGCUGCGGUCGAGUCCCGGGCUCCCCACUUCCGACACCAAAGCUUCUUUUGAGGCACACGUCAGAGAAAAAUUCAAUCGGAUGGUCGAGGCUGUGGACAGGACCAUCGAGAAGAGAAUCGAUAAACUCACCAAAGAGGUGGCCCAGAAAACUGCUGAACUGCUGGAAGUUCGGGCAGCUUUCGUGCAGCUGACUCAGAAAAAGCAGGAAGUUCAAAGACGAGAGCGGGCCCUGAACAGACAGGUGGAUGUGGCCGUGGAAAUGAUCGCUGCGCUGAGGCAACGCCUGACGGAAUCUGAGGAGGAGCUUCUAAAGAAAGAGGAAGAAGUUGUCACAUUCAACCAUUUCCUGGAAGCAGCAGCUGAGAAGGAGGUGCAAGGGAAGGCUCGCCUCCAGGACUUCAUCGAGAAUCUGUUGCAGCGAGUAGAACUGGCCGAGAAGCAGUUACAGUACUAUCAAAGCCAGCAGGCCUCCGGCUUCAGCCGUGACAUCAGUGAGCACCUGCUUACAGAUAUCUCCUCAAAUAAGAAACCCAAAUGCCUGAGCCGUGGACACUCACAUUCAGUGUGUAACCACCCAGAUCUCAAGCCCCAUUUCCACCCAAAGGGAAGAAGCUGCCUGAAGAAAGUCAAGGAUGACAGAGCCAGCAUGCAGCCUGCCAAGUCCAUGCACGAGCAGGCCGAGUCCUCACGGGAACUCUGCAGACUGCCCAAGAAAGGCGAGUGCCUCGGCUUCAGCCGGAAAGGCAACAUCCGGCCCAAGAUGGCUAAGAAAAAGCCAACAGCAAUUGUGAACAUCAUCUAAAAGGGUGGAGAACUUUGGGCUACCGUCAUCCGGCUUUGGGGAAUGUAAAACCCAGGGCCAUUCCUGAUAUGAUUGGACAAUGCCAUGGUGAGACAUUGGGAAAGCCAAGGGCAUCACCCAGGGUUGCAGAAUGUAACAGAUGGGAAUCCCAGUGAACCGGAAUUGUAUCACAAGUCUCUUCUAGAAACAAGAGACGCAUUACAGAAGAAGUUCUUUAAAAAAAAAAAAAAAAAGAAAGAAAGAAUGAGACAUACUUCUUCUCAUCCAAAACUCCAGCUUCUGAGGUAACUGGCAGGGGCCGCAGGCCUCCUAUGCAGUGGUUGUUAAUCCUCAGAGCCACAGAUGACGCCAGGCACAGGGGAGAAUGCUUUUGUGCCCACAGCUCUCUACACCGGAAGGCAGAUGGGAAAGUUCUGUUUAUGGCAGUGAAAUAAAAAUAUUUGGGUGGAUUUCUUUCUCACCUUCUCUUCAGUUAAUUUUCAAGUCUGGUUCAUGGAGAUUUCAAUCUUCAGGUGGCUUAAGGGGCUUGCUCAUUCUGACUUCAGUUCUGAUUUCAAGGGACUGUUUUUUAGUUUGUUUGCUUGAUGCAGGAUUUUGUGUCCCUGGAUGCAUGUUUAUUCAGAUGCUGGUGCACUCUGCUGUCAUCUCUGACCGAGCCUUCCGCUGCUCGCUGCUGCUACUACUACAGCCACGCCGUCAGCCUGUGUGUUAGCGGCCGUUUGUGUGGCUGUGGUCGGGAAGAUCAACUCCCGUGAUCAGCACCCGUCUUUGGUGCCCUGUCAGAGCAGCUGGAAUGGCACUGAUGGCUGCUGGGAGCAACUGCAGUCUCACUCAGCCCUGGUCUGAGACCUGCUUCAGGGACAUGUUCGCAGCUUGCUCUUAGCCGUGGCAUUGCCUUCUCUUUGCGAGCUAACUUGCCCACUGGGCAGCUUGCUUCAUUGCCUGCUGCAUCUGUACCCGUUCGCAGCAGAAGCAGGGUGUGUCCUUACCUGUCAGCCAGGUGCCCGGAGUGUACACUGGGCACUGCAUCCUGAAGUCAUUCCUGAAAUAAACAAUGCAUGCAGGAUUCAGAUUUGCACUGUGUCCACCCUCUGUAUUUUCACAUUCUCCUGCUUUAUCACUUUCUCCAAAAAUGAAUUCUUCCUUUUUUUUUUUAAUUAGCAAUAUCAUCAGGUCUCAUACAGAGUUUAUAGAUUCUGACACCCUGGAAACAAGAAUAUAUUUGUCCACAAAUACACACACACACACACACACACAUAUAUAUAUAUAUAUAAGUAAAAUAUGUUAAGUAUAUUACUAAUUUAUUUUUAAAUACAGAGCAAAUGUGCACUAGUGAUGGGUGGUUUUAAACUAUAUAUGUUCAUGUAAACUGAAUUCUCUUACUUUAAAGCUGUAACCUAAUUAACAUUAACGGAACUAUGAUUGUUAAUGCAAUAAGCGUUCAACUAGCAGUAAGUUUAAAAAUAGAUAAUAAUAAGCAGUUACUCAAAAUGCCAAUAAAUUGAAAGUGUAACUUAUAUAAACAUUUUGAACCUAUUGUAGUUAAAAAACGCUGAUUUUUUUUUUUUUACUUUUGGCCUAUGGGUGUGGACCCAUCAUGUGAUGUACAGGGGGGACUGAAUAUUGCUGUGAAUAUUACUGUUUAGGCUAACAUUGUAAAAAUUAUAAUGUUAUAUUUAUUUGGAGAAUUAACCUCCUCUAAAGUUAUUUAUUACUGAUGCUUAUACCAUGAUUGCACUUUAAUCUUUUGCAUACUAAAAAAAUCAUAAUAAGGUUUGUUGUGCUGCAUGCCCUUUGUCCUGUAACACAUAUGUAAUGGCGACAUCUUGUUCAAGAUGGGAUAACUGGAUCUUUUUUUCUGUUUUACUUAAAGUAGCUUACAUUUUUGAUUUUCAUGUGACAUAUGCAGGGGACAUGCCAGCGGUCUUGGACAGUGGUACCCAGUGUUCUUCAGGAAGCACCAGGAUGUCUUAUCUAUUGUAAACACAAGACGGAAGGUUUGGGGACUCCUUUGUUCCAGUAACUAUUUCUGUAUAAGGUUACAACUGCAUUCUGUCCCUUUGCAAAAAAAAAUGUCUUAGAUACAUUGUGCUUCCUGUGAGGCAUGACUUCAGUGCUGAAAUACUGGAGCUGACUCCCUUGGAAGGAUAUUUCAUGCCACAUGGCUUGCGCAGGGUGCAGUGUCGCAGAUAUGUCUUAUUUUUAAGCAUUUGCUUUGUCCCCAUGCUGAUUGACUUUAGGGUUAAAACAGUUUUUUUUUUUUUUUGAAGAAGUUACCAGAGUGGAAAAAUACAUUUAAGGUUAAACCAGAGAGUAGACCUAAUUUCAUUAUUUGUUUAGUAGGAGAGGUCUUCACUUGGACUGUUUUCUUUUUCUCAAGCUAGGUUACAGAUGAUCUGCAAAGUUCAGAUUGCCUAGACACUGGUUCUCUACAGGGUCAGUCAGUAGUACAGAUGUUGGAAUAUUCUGUUCCAGAAUUGAAAACGAAGUUUUUAGAUUAUGAAAUAUUAUAAUAAUAAAGCUAUAUUUCUGA
Ochotona curzoniae (black-lipped pika) is the source of this 3986-nucleotide messenger RNA. It is a transcript of the gene ZNF365, whose product is annotated as zinc finger protein 365. The record is from RefSeq and is a predicted model, not a curated record. The transcript is spliced from 5 exons. The coding region runs from base 233 to 1453 and encodes 406 amino acids. Gene Ontology annotation, cellular component: centriolar satellite. Gene Ontology annotation, biological process: regulation of double-strand break repair via homologous recombination; regulation of DNA strand resection involved in replication fork processing; telomere maintenance. NCBI's taxonomy places the organism in Eukaryota, Metazoa, Chordata, Mammalia, Lagomorpha, Ochotonidae.